Hibiscus syriacus is the source of this 1149-nucleotide messenger RNA. RefSeq lists its product as uncharacterized. The record is from RefSeq and is a predicted model, not a curated record. The transcript is spliced from 4 exons. The coding region runs from base 1 to 1149 and encodes 382 amino acids. Lineage: Eukaryota; Viridiplantae; Streptophyta; Magnoliopsida; Malvales; Malvaceae. Gene Ontology annotation, molecular function: nucleic acid binding; zinc ion binding.
AUGCAUUUUGAUCUGGUUGGAAUGCCUGUUUGGAUACAAUUGUAUAAUGUCCUUUUGGAACUGUUUUUGAAGAAAGAACUUAGUUAUAUUGCAAGUGCAAUAGGUAAACCUCUCCACAUGGAUUCGAUUACGUCUACUAGAGAAACGCUUGAAUAUGUCCGAGUCUAUGUUGAGAUUUUUGCUUGUUCAAAGAUCCCAGACCAUAUUGAUGUGCUUUUAUGUGAUGAGUCAGUGGCUAGGAUUAAGGUUAUUGUACCUUGGAUGCCUAAUUCUUGUAUUGAUUGUGGUCGCUUUGGACAUUUAGAGAAGUAUUGUCCUCAGAGAAAAAAGGUAGAACAAAUUUGGAGGGAUAAAGGUUAUGUACAUGAAGUUAAGCAGGUUGUUUCUGCCACUAGUAAUGAGGCAGUAAAAGAUGUGAGUACUGGAAAUGUUAAUGGAGGAAGUAUUUCUGCUGCUACAAACUCUAAUGCAGUGACUGAACAGAUUGAUAAAGAGAAUGUGAGUACUGUAAAUGUUAAUGGUGGAAGUAUUUCUGCAACUACAAACUCUAAUGUAGUGUCAGAUGGGAUUUAUCCUGGUAAAGAAAAAGUUUGUUAUGAUAAGGUGGAUGUUCAGGUGACUAAACAAAUUGAUCAAGAGAGAGCUAUCACUCUAAAUUCUGAGCAGGGAAGUAAUCCCCCUAUUAAGAGAUAUAGAGGCAGGCUAGCUAAAGAGGGUGGAAAAACUGUUGGGGGAAAUUCAAAAAAUAAGUUUGAGAUUCUUAAUUCUAUUGAUCCUGAAAGUUUGGUGGGAGUAUCUACUGAAGAUUCUGGUAGAAAGCAAAGAGGUGUUUCUCUUGGAGUGGCAAAAAUAGUACAGGAUUUGAAGCUAAAGAAUAAAGAACAUGUUGAAAAAGUUAAAAAAUUGGAGGAUAGAGCCCCGGUUGCUGGGAAUCCAGCUCAGGUGUUUUUUCAAAAACUUAAGAGGUUAAAGAGAUGUCUAAAAGAGCUUAUUAGGGCUCGAUUUAGUGACAUUUCGGGUCAGGGUGAUGCAGAUGCUUUAUGUAAGGAAGUCUUUGAUGAUGAGAUAAAUGAAGCCAUAUGGGGACAAGGGAAUAACAAAUCACCUGGGCCUGAUGGCUAUAAUCCUUAUUUUUUCAAGAGAUCUUGA